Molecule: messenger RNA, 1206 nt
Organism: Sardina pilchardus (European sardine)
Lineage: Eukaryota; Metazoa; Chordata; Actinopteri; Clupeiformes; Clupeidae
Product: ribonuclease inhibitor-like
Exons: 9
Coding region: 1-1206 (401 amino acids)
Cellular component (GO): cytoplasm
Molecular function (GO): protein binding
Source: RefSeq, a predicted model, not a curated record
AUGAACGUUGUGUGUGAUUGUGACCUGACAGAGGAGAGCUGCCUUGCUCUGGCCAGGGCCCUCAUCUCCGACUCCUCGGCUCUCAGAAAGCUGGACUUGAGUCGCAACCCUCUGGGAGAUUCAGGGGCCGUAGAGCUCUCUGGUGCUAUAGCGCAUCCACACUGCCAUCUGGAGAAGCUCAGACUCUUUGACUGUGAGAUCGGGGAUGAAGGUGGUACAUCUCUGGCGUUGGCCCUCGGGUCAAACAGUUCAUACCUGCGGUCUCUGGACCUGAGUGGAAACCCACUGGGAGACGCUGUCAUGAAUCCUCUGUCUACUGCACUUAGAGAUUCAGGCUGUGUACUCAAGACCUUAAGAAUGUCAGAGUGUAAUAUCACAGGAGAGGGUUGCAUUCCACUGGAUGAAGCACUGAGGUCUGGAAAGUCCCACCUUAAAAAACUGGAUAUGACCGGAAACAAACUACGGCAAGAGGGAGUACGUCUCCUCUCAGCCCACAGAUCAAGACUCAAGUCUCUCCUGUUGUCUGAGGGGAUCCCUAAGUAUAAGGACAUUGAAUCUCUGGCCGUGGGUCUGAGAGGAGGGGAGCUGCGAGAGCUGGACCUGAGUCAUAAGGAGCUGGAGGAUGCAGGCCUGGAGCUCAUCACCGAGGCCCUGAGGACGCCUGACUGCAGACUGGAGAUCCUCAGGUUGUACAAUAAUAAGAUCAGCAGUGCUGGCUGUGCUGCCAUGGUGUCCGUCCUGAGGGAGAAUCCUCACCUGCUGGAGCUGGACCUGAGUGGAAACGAGCCUGGAGACGACGGGGUGGAGCUGCUCGCCUGCGCCCUCAGAGAACAGCACUGCCAACUACACACACUCAAGCUGAAUGAUUGUAACCUGACGGAGAGCAGUUGUGCAGCUGUGGCCUCUGUUCUCAAGGGCUCCCGUCUUAAAGAGCUGGCACUGAGUCUUAACGAUCUUGGUGACUCUGGAGUGAAGCUUCUAUCUGAGGAAUUACAGCAUGCCAGCUGCACACUGGAGGUGCUCAGUCUGGCUAGCUGUGGCAUCACACAGGAGGGAUGUGCUCGUCUGGCCUCAGCUCUGAGGUCAAACCCUGGACACCUACAGCAGCUGGACCUGACUGGUAAUACUCUGGGUGACCAGGGCAGGGCGCUGUUGCUCGCCCUACAGCAGGAUCCAGACUGUAGAUUGAACAUACUCAGCCUCUAG